CAGUAUCUGUCUGGGGUGUUCAUAUUUUGCAUUGUUUUCCACACCAGUACUGCGAUGAUAUUCGUUAGAAGUUUAGUGGCUCUUCUCGUUUUAGUUUUCGUCGCGGAGAACGCUAAGGGUGACGAUUUCCCUUCGUCAAUCGAACGGUGUAAAUUCGAAGACAAUGAAUGCCUCAAAAAAUCAUGGAAUAAAUACAUAAAACUUUCUGGUAAUCCAAAUGGUUUACCAGAAUUAAAGGUUCCGGAUACACACAACUACAAGAUACCCAUGGUGACCAUUACACCCGGAGAAGGACCGCUGGAUGUUAAGCUCAUAAUGAGAGAUAUUGAUUUGACCGGAUUCGAUCAUGCUGUUGUUGAUAGGAUUGAUGAAUUUCCAAAAGAUCCGAAACAGAUGUCCCAAUUUACCAUCUCCAUACAUAUUUCCUACAUCCGAAUAGAAGGAAUGUACAACGUAACUGGAAAAGUUUUAUUACUACCGGUUACCGGUGCAGAUGAGGGAGAAGUGAAAUUCGAUAAUGUCAGGUUAAACGUAACCGCUUAUACAUCAACUAAAAUGGUCGACGGGAAGGAAUAUCUAAAAAUUCGUAGAGUAUCUUGUUCUUAUGAUACUGACAGGAUCCACUAUCGCUUUGAAAAUAUAUUGAACAACAAAGAGAUCAGCGACAGUAUCAACAGAAUGCUUAAUGAAAAUCAAGAUCUUAUUAAUAAUGAGGUGAAACCGUCGGUUAUUAGAAUUUUGUCUGGAAUAUUCAAAAGGGUACUAGUCGAUUCAUUUACAAAAUAUCCGUACAGCAGUUAUUUCUUAUAAAAGUAGAAUUUAGUCGACUUUUAUAUUACGAGGAUGGGCGGAAGUUUGAAAACUGACUUAUUUUCCGUUUUGUUUAUCCAAGUAAAACACAAAAACAUAAAUAAGUCAGAUUUGAAACUUCCGACUUCAAACUUGUGUAAAUAAAUGAAAGAAACACU
Bradysia coprophila is the source of this 968-nucleotide messenger RNA. RefSeq names its product protein takeout-like. Gene Ontology annotation, biological process: multicellular organismal reproductive process. Lineage: Eukaryota; Metazoa; Arthropoda; Insecta; Diptera; Sciaridae. The record is from RefSeq and is a predicted model, not a curated record.